This is a messenger RNA of Caenorhabditis sp. 36 PRJEB53466, 3967 nucleotides long. The record is from the annotation of a GenBank genome assembly. NCBI's taxonomy places the organism in Eukaryota, Metazoa, Nematoda, Chromadorea, Rhabditida, Rhabditidae.
AUGAAGCACGGGAUGUCGCAAAUCAAGAAGCUCUUCAAAGAUUUGAACGCCGAAAUGAUACAUGAGUUUUCUGUGAGCUACCCAGAUGACAUUCCAAUAUCAUAGUUUUACCAUUCAGAGUACAUACUGGACGUUGGUACCCUCUCAAAGAUCGGAGAGAUGGAGCUCAUCAUUCCGGACCACACACACAUCACGGAAUCCAAUCACCAAAUGGCUCCACCUUGAGUAGGGAUGCAGAAGCAUCGUAACCGGCCUCGGCGAGAAAUAUGGCCAGUGGUACGGAAUCGUGUGCCAGGCAUACGGAUCGUCCGGGGUGCUGGAGGAUAUCCGUCAUUGGGUGGCACACAGAAUUCCAUCGGAUGCGUUGAAGGACUACGAGACAGACUAGCAAAUCUGGGCAAUCCACGAAAACGUAAGAAAAGCAAUAUUGUUUUUAACCAAAUAGCGUUUGCUUUUCAGAAAAUUGUUGCGCUGUCGCCGUUUGUCACGUUAUCUGGAGGUCAGAGUAAAGACCAAUUGGUGAGAACCGGCUAAUGCUCUAAGAAUCUAUCAAUCGGUUUUCAGUAUAGCUCUCUUGGCUUAUGGCUUCUGCACUUGGUUCCACCUCGACAUGAAAAAUGUCACCGCCAAGACGGAAGGCACAGCACAGAAACGUCAAUUUUUCCGAAGAUUGGAAGGCUGAUCCUUUCCUGAUAUGUACCGAUUUGUCAAGCUGUUCUAACUGUAUGUACAAUGUCGGACCCUAUUUUGCUCGUUGACUAGCGCACUCGUGGACGGGGAAUGUGUCAGUCACGUCCCUCUUGCCAACACAACCCGGUUUUCUGUUUUAUCGGCACACUUCACUUGUUUAGAACGGUGCUGCCCCGAAUCGGAACUUCCCGAAUCAGAACUGGUACGAAUCAGAACCAAUUAGCACUGAAAAUAGUUCUGAUUCUCACCAAUUCUUAUUCGGGAAGUUCCGAUUCGGGGCAGCACCUUUAGAACAACUUCUGUCUGUUUCCGAUUUCAUUCUCUCAGUUUUUGUUCUGCAAUCCGUUCUGCUUCUCAAACUUAAAACAUAAAUUGAUUUUUGCAGAUUCUUGAGAUGAGAGAAUUGACGGACGAACGUCUCAAACCACAACAACCUUCGCCACCGCGGGAAUACCUCCAUUGCUGGAAUCGAGAGGACAACGUUCACCUCUUCCGCGGCUACAACUUUUCUUUGGACAUGUUCAGCCAAUACAUACACGUCGAUUUUAAAUUCAUCGCACGGAGAGUCGAUAACAGCCUCCAGCCGCCGUUGGGAGCUCCCUGCAAUAAUGACGAGACGAAAGGCGACAUUUGGCAGUUCGGAACGUGUCUGACGGGUGUGUGCGUUGGCCAAUGCACUCUAAAAUCCGGCUGAAAUUGACAAAAUCACUCUUGUGCUCGAAUUUUGUAGUUUGAGCGCUCCUUAUUUCUCUUUACAUCUCUUGUUUUCCCGUAAGCAAUACCCAAUAAAUGUUUUCGAAAAUAAAUAUAGUGGACGAGCGAGCAACCAGCUCUCCACGGCCACGGGCGCUGUGUACUACACGAGGAGAAAACGUUUUUUGGAAAAGAAAUGGGAAAAACGAGAGAACUAACUGGUUUCAGAAGGAAAUAAGAGAUAAUUGUGAGAAAAAUUCGAGUAAGCUGAUAUUAUCCGUCUUCAAGUACAAAAUGAAUGUAAAAAUUUUCAGAGACACACCUCGAUGCGACCGAGCAGUGUCUCAACCCACGGAACUGUCUAAGACGAAUAUCAGUCGUUCUAUUCUAAUUCAUUCCGACUUCGCUCAUUUACAGACUCCCCAUGCCUCUCCAGACGUUCAAUACCGUUGCCAAUUGCCUCCGUCGACUAAUUUCACUUUCUCCGUCUACACUUCCGGCACUUCAUCAGUUUCAAGUCCUGGACAUUUUAAAAAUUGGAAUGUAGCUCGAUGAAUGUUUAUCCGAAGAGGACAUGAACAACGUGUCGUUUUUUCUACGACAAGUCGGUGAUUCGGUGAUUUAUUUUUCAUUUUACGCCUAAUUUUGUGCAUUUUUCAGAGAGGAGAAGAGCUGAUAAUACAGAAUUUCAAAUUUACGCCCUGGAUGAGAACAGUCAAAAGGUCAGCGUUUGCCGAGAUAGGAAUAGAGAAACGAGCUUAGAAGAGCAAGAAGAAUUGCUGGAAGUGAUAGUUCGGUCGAGCAGUCGGAUUGUGUGAGAGAAGGAGCUGUUCACUGCCUCAUCCACGACGGAAGCAAGUGCAUCAAGGCGCACCGCUGCAUUCUCGGACAGAAUUCGCCCGUUUUCAAGAGCAUGUUCUAGCCGCCGAGCAUCAUUGAGGCGCGACGCGGAGAGAUUCACAUCGAGGACGCCAAGUACGUUGAGCUCAUGUAGACGGGAGCCACGGAGCAGCUCGAGUCGCAGGGAAAUAUCGAUGAGAUUCUCGCUGCCGGUAAGUGAAUUUUCAGAAACUGUUCAAGAAUUGUAGAUUUCCAGCUGACAAUACGAAGUUCCGCUGCUGAAGGACCAAUGCAAACGCCUGAUUGCCCAGACGACCAGUCUGAAGAGCGUGACCUCGAUCGCCAUGUUCUUCGAUACCUACACUGCCCACUACCUCAAAUCGGCCUGACCGGCCACCAUCGCGCCGUCAUCAAAUGUGCGGAAUGGAGUGUUCUGAAGAAGUCGCGACACGAACUGGCGAACGAGCUGCUCGAGGUGGUGCUCGCGAGGAAUCCCGCCAAUAAUGUGAAAAACAGAUUCUGCUGCCAAUUUCCGGAAAAUCAUUUGCUUCACCAACCGCCCUCAGCAGCUAGCACACCUCAUGGAAAACUGCCGGGGUGGAUUGCAUCUUUGCGGCCAGAUCCAUGCUCCGUCAUCGAUCGAUGGAGUCAUCACGACCGCAGCCACCACCUCGACCACCACAUGGACCGUCGCCACUCUCGAGUGUUUCUUCUCGUCGUCAGCAAACCCACGAGCACGCUCUUCACUGACGGUUCUCCGUCUCUGUCCUCCGAGCAACAACCAAAAAGAUGGCGAACAAGGCAAACGAUCUGACUCUUGCCGAGCACUGCCAUCACAUCUCGAUCCGUUCCUGUCAGUUUGCGAAGCUGACUGCAUCGGCUUUCGAGCACCUCUAUCGUGUGGGAAUCGUUCAUUCAAAAACAACAACCUUCAAUAGGUGCUUUUUUUCUAAACACAACCCAUCUUUUCCAUCAGACUCUGAUAUUUAGGCUACGUCACAUCCACCAUCAACGUCGCCGUCAUCCACCAAAGUCUGCAACCGCCGGAGGGAGCUCUCUGCAAGAAUGACGAGGCGAAAGGCGAUAUUUGGCAGUUCGGAACGUGUGUGACGGGUGUGUGCUUUCUCGGAACCACAUGGCAGACGAAGAGCAGAUCCCGACGUCUGAACCUGACGAAUUGUGAGUUGACUAGUAUCUCUAAAAGUGAACAACGAUAGGAAAACAUCGACUGCGUUUUAACACCAAAAAGUUGACCACUGCACUCUAAAAUCCGGCUAAAAUUUACAAAAUCACUCUUGUGCUUGAUUUGUUUGUUCAAUUGGUCCAUAUUUCUCUUCAUAUCUCUUGUUUUCCCGUAAGAAAGACCAAAAAAAUCUUUUCGAAAAUAAAUAUGGUGGACGAGCGAGCAACCAGCUCUCCACGGCCAUGGGCGCUGUGUACUACACGAGGACAAAACGUUUUUUGGAAAAAAAUGGGAAACACGGGAGAACUAACUGGUUUCAGAAGGAAAUAAGAGAUAAUUGUGAGAAAAAUUCGAGUAAGCUGAUAUUAUUCGUCUUCAAGAACAAAAUGAACGUAAAAUUUUUCAGGGACACACCACGAUGCGACCGAGCAGUGUCAGUUGCGUGGAAUUGAAGGAAGAAAGAGCAGUCGAUUGCAAAUGCAUCUCAGGAAGAAAACAGCAAUAACUGGAGACGUUCGCGUGGCUGAAUCGACAUUCGGAGAGGAAGGGACAAAAGACUGA